UUGAAAUUUCUCGCAAAAUGCGCCUUCCUACAGAUUUGUCUCAAACAAUUCUACGGAAAUUUUAUACAAAUCCCUCUCUCCCAUCUUAUCACCAACAGUGACCCGAUAACUUGUGCAAUCUAACCUCGGAUUCCUGCGAACAAUGCAGAGAAUCCUCCCAGUGGUCACUACCAACGUCAGAAUGAUGUCAAGCUUUCGAUUGGCUCUGGUCCAACUUUCAGUUGGCACUGAUAAAUCCUUGAACAUUCAGAAUGCCGUGUCUUACAUAAAUCAGGCAAAACAGCAGCAAGCGGAUAUCGUCGUCCUUCCGGAGUGCUUUAAUUCGCCUUAUGGGACCCAGCAUUUCCAAAAAUAUGCGGAAUUGAUCCCGGGGGGUGAAACCAGUGCUGCAUUAUCGAAGGCAGCGAAAGACAACGAAAUUUGCGUCAUUGGGGGGACGAUUCCAGAGAGGGAAGAUGAUAAACUGUACAACACUUGCACAGUUUGGGGUACUGACGGCCAAUUCAUCGCCAAACAUCGAAAAAUGCACCUCUUCGAUAUCGAUAUUAAAGACAAAAUGACUUUUUUCGAAAGUGAAACGCUGUCUCCCGGAAAUGAUCUGACUAUUUUCGAUUUCAAGGGCUGUAAAAUCGGUAUCGGGAUAUGCUAUGAUAUCAGGUUCGAAGAGUUGGCGAAAUUAUACAGAAAUAGGGGAUGCCAGAUGCUUGUGUACCCAGCUGCAUUCAAUUUAACCACUGGGCCACUGCAUUGGGAACUACUGCAGAGGUCAAGGGCUAAUGAUAAUCAGUGUUACGUGGUUUGUGUCUCUCCGGCGAGAGGCACCGGGCCUGGGUACAUCGCUUGGGGGCAUAGCCAGUUAACGAGCCCCUGGGCGAAAGUCGUUUGUGAUCUGGGGACUGAAGAGAAGAUGGCAGUUGCUGAAAUUAAUCUCAACGAAGUUGAAGAAGUCAGAAAUCAGAUCCCCAUAUCUAGGCAGAGACGAACAGAUAUUUACGACACAAUCUACAAAAAAUAAAAAUUCUAAUCAUACGCAUUACAUCACAAAUGGAAAAACCAUAAAAGGAAAAAGAAAUAUUUCUGAAUUUUCAGAAUAACGCAACAAAUAAAAGUGGAUGAACCUAUUGAAUAAAUUUAAAACACCUUUAUUAACUUUCAGUUAAAUAACGUAAUAAAAAAUCUAUUUUGAAAUACAUAA
Diachasmimorpha longicaudata is the source of this 1195-nucleotide messenger RNA. Its product is annotated as omega-amidase NIT2. Gene Ontology annotation, cellular component: mitochondrion. The record is from RefSeq and is a predicted model, not a curated record. Lineage: Eukaryota; Metazoa; Arthropoda; Insecta; Hymenoptera; Braconidae. Gene Ontology annotation, biological process: oxaloacetate metabolic process; L-glutamine metabolic process. Gene Ontology annotation, molecular function: omega-amidase activity. The transcript is spliced from 4 exons. The coding region runs from base 143 to 1015 and encodes 290 amino acids.